UCAAAGUACAAAGUUGCCGGCGCUCAGAAAAAAAAUUCUGGUGGAUUCGUUUGGACCUUUAAGUCAAGUUUGGUGUCGUUUUCAGAUAACUAGAUGAUGCCCAGUUCAUUCCCCAUACCAGUUCUUUUAGGGUGCCAUAGCAAAAUAUGACGAAAUACUUAAAAUAAUAAACUUUUAGAAGUAACACAAUGUAAACAAACCCUUAUAUUUUCAUAUUUUUGUAUGAAACUUGGUUUAUAAAAAAUACUAUCCGAAAGCCUAUUUAAUGCAGAUUAUAAAAACAUUAACAAUAAAUAUACAUUUAACUAUUUUCAUUGUAAAAUAAAUUAAUUGUUGCACAUACGUAAUAGAGCCGCAGCGCGGUCUCACUGAUCGCGCGCGGGCGACGCGGCGACGCUCAGCGGGGCGGGGUCAUGAUCUUCGCCAUUCGCGUUCAUUCGACUUCACUCACUCAACCGACAUACAUACUCGUACAGUCAGUUUUCGUUCAACUUUCGUUCGAAGUGUACCACACGUGGCUUGGAAUCUGGAUGGGCUAACUUUCUUCGUGACGGAUCAAACAAAGAAGAGCUAUACCAUCUUUUGUCGUCACAUUGUUACUCAAACAUGGACUUACCAAUGGGUAAAGAAUUCGUCAUAACUGAUGGCUCCGAAGCUCUUAGUAAAACCACUCCGACUGAGAAUAUGGCACCGUGCAAUCACGAAGAAGCGGACACACGGGUAAUGCUUCAUCUUGCUGACGCUGUGCUGAAAGGGCACUCCAAGGUAAUGUUAAGAACAGUCGACACAGAUGUCGUCGUACUAGCAAUAUCUUGUGUGCCAAAGCUAGAAGGCCUAGAAGAACUAUGGGUGCACAUUGGAACAGGACGAAAUCACCAAUACCUGGCGUGUCACACUAUAUCUUCAUGUUUAGGUAACAGACUUAUUAGUACCCUAAUCAAUUUUAUGACAAGAUCAAUCAAAUUUAAUACUAAAUUAAUGGUCUUCUUUAUUGUUACAGGCCCUGAAAGAACACACGUUUUGCCCUUAUUUCAUUCUUUCACCGGAUGUGACACAACCUCAUCCUUUAACGGAAGAGGGAAAAAAACCGCGUUUGAAGCUUGGAAAGCAUAUCCGAAUGUCACACGGGGGUUUGAAGCACUGUAUAGGGGGGAAUAUGACAGAGCGGACCCUGAAAUUCAAAAAUUUGUUAUUACCAUGUAUGACAGAUCAUGCCCCUCUGAGACAGUAAAUGAGUGUCGCAAGAAUUUAUUUACAAAAAAAGACAGGCAAAUCGAUAAUUUGCCUCCUACUGAAGCUGCUCUCAAACAACAUACCUUAAGGGCAGUUUUACAGGCUGUUUAUGUUUGGGGGCAGUGCCUAAUAAAAAACCAGAAUAUUCCUUGCCCAUCUGAAUGGGGUUGGCAGAAAGAAGGAGAAGUUUGGGUGCCACUGUGGACCCAAAGUCCUAUGGCUGCUCAAGCAUGCCUGGAGUUGAUUAGAUGUAGGUGCUUGAAAUCUUGCAGAAACAAAUGUAAUUGCUCCAAACGCCAGCUCAAAUGCACAGAACUAUGUAAUUGUGGAGGAAAUUGUAAAUAAAUGUCUGUAAACUUUAA
Cydia pomonella (codling moth) is the source of this 1595-nucleotide messenger RNA. RefSeq lists its product as uncharacterized. The record is from RefSeq and is a predicted model, not a curated record. Lineage: Eukaryota; Metazoa; Arthropoda; Insecta; Lepidoptera; Tortricidae. The coding region runs from base 607 to 1578 and encodes 323 amino acids. The transcript is spliced from 2 exons.